Scophthalmus maximus (turbot) is the source of this 1501-nucleotide messenger RNA. RefSeq lists its product as uncharacterized. The coding region runs from base 298 to 1113 and encodes 271 amino acids. Lineage: Eukaryota; Metazoa; Chordata; Actinopteri; Pleuronectiformes; Scophthalmidae. The record is from RefSeq and is a predicted model, not a curated record. The transcript is spliced from 7 exons.
GUGAUUACAAAAGACCUGCGUGUAUCUCCUGGGAAGAAAAGUGUCAUGUUACUUCAGCAAAUAGAAGACAAAUGAAUGUCCCACCUCAUAUUGACAUCUUCUGUAAUCAUGGAAAUUCCCUGCGAGGCUCUGUGCACUAUUUAAUCCCAGUCACAGAAGAUCCUGACAGAAUCCAGAGUCCAGACUCCAGAGAGAGAGAAGACUGAAGAGCAGACAGCAACGUCACAAACAGUCUCCACCUUAUAAAUUUUGGAAGCAGAGAGCCUGAGGCAUCAGCAGUGAAACAGUCAAAUCAAGAUGACUACAUCCGCAGCAAAGCAGAAGGAGAUCUACAACCAGCUGGGUUUUCUCUCCGCACUGACUGUGUUGAAUGAGACGGAGCUGAGAGAGGCCAGACAUGCCUUUUCUGAGCUGGAGAGGGAAUUUGGUGAAGAAUACACCGGGUACAGCCUCCACAAUGUUCACCUUCAGUAUCCUUGGGUGAUGGGUCUGACCAAACACCCUCGAAUCCUAGAAGUGGUCAAAGCCGUCCUGGGUCUCGACGUCAUCCUGCUUGACUCCCGCUUCAUCUGCAAAUACCCGACACUCGAACCCGCCAACAUCCUGGAGAAUGAAGUGGGAGAAACUAAACCUGAAGGGAACGUUGGAGAGAAUUUGCUCCCAUACGUGGCCUGGCAUCAGGAUAUGAGGUAUUGGGGUAUUGCUGGUGGCCCUGUUCUCUCAGUGUGGCUCGCUUUAGAUGACUCACAGAAGGAAAACGGAGCCCUUCGGGUCAUCCCAGGCAGCCACUGCUCUGGCAUGUUGCCCCAUCGCCAAGCCACCCGCCGCGGAAACAUGCUGUCAGUCAACCAGGAGAUCCCAGAGGAGCUGGUGAACGUUGAUGAAGCUUUGCUUUGUCCACUUUUGGCUGGACAGAUGUCUAUCCACGAUGGGCUCCUCGUCCAUGCCAGUGAUGCCAACACAUCCCCGAUGAGACGCUGUGGCUUUGUGAUCCGUUACGUUUCCACCUGUGCUUACCCCAUACAGGAUCCAGACCGUCCCAGGAAAUUUCACGCCACAACUUUGGCCUGUGGAGAAGAUCGUUUCAACCAUUUCUCCGACAAAAGCACAUGAAUACUUCCGGGAUUCUUCCUUUUUGCAAGAAUGAUUACUUCUUUGAAAUGUCUCUUUGUAUACUUUAUAUAUAUACUUUAUAUAUGAAUGCCAAAAUAUAUCAAAAAUAAGUAAACAUUUCUAUGUUAUAGUUUGUUCCAUAUUUUGUGGUAUUUUAAACAUUAUGAAUUUGAAAAAAUGCUGUUUUAUCAUUCAGGAAAAAGUGAACAUUGUCAAUUAUAGAUUUAACAGGACUUUUCCAUAAAGCUUUAAAAUAAAUGCCAAAAUAACCGUGACAACGAAUUUCUGUUGUGUUUUUUCCCUGUUCAUCUACAUUGCACAAAACAAUAAGGAGUGAUAUACAGCUUUACAACCUAAAUAUCAAUAAAGUAUCGAUAUAUGAACCAUG